AUGAGCUUUCCAAACAACAAUGGCUUGGGAGGGUACGGAAACAGUAGGCUCCCCAGUUUUGGCCAAUUUCCACCUCUGGAUCGCCAAUGCAAGGCAAUGCCAAUGGAAGAAGCAACAUGGAAAACACUUCAGAUGGAUGACUACAUGCAAAAACUUCCAGACGGAAAUACCAUGAGUCUAGAAGCUUUUGCCGUAAAGAUGAACUAUACAAAUUUUAUAUGUGGGAUCGGAGCAAGUUGCUGGGCCGGUCAACCGUGCUAUCCUUUGGGAUUAAAGGAUUUCUAUAUCCUGUAUAGUGUACAGCAAUAUAACACAUAUAUGAACAUCUACGCUGAUGCAGUGGGGUAUGGGAUUGGACUUGUUCAAUCAACCAUAAAUGCGCUCAUUGCAUCACUAUUUCCAGCUCAAGAUACCACAAUGAUAAAAAACAUGAAAGCUAACAUGGGUGUACAAGCAGCAUUUUCACAGGUCACAGGAGCUGUCCUACUUGAUUUGUUCACUGCACUCACAGCUGCAACUGGUCCCAUUGGAAUGGCUUUCAAUGUGUUAGGUCAAGUCAUAGUGGCGGGAAUGGCUACAGUGGCAGUUGUUAUCCAAGAGCCACCUGGCCCCUUGAAAGAUGGUUUUGAUCAAUGGUCCAAUGUUGCCUAUUACCUGACACAAUAUCAGCAGUUGCUACGCAAACAAAUUGACGAUACUUUGAAGAAACGCAUUCAGUCGGGUAUCAGCACAGACGAAGGCAUGUUUGGAGUCAUCAAGGGAGGAACUUUUCUACCACCAGCUCAAAUGAUCAAUUUACCCGACUUCACAGAUCGGGUGAGAAAUAUCACUACAGCAAUGGGAAUAAACCUAAUCUUGAACAGAUCUGGAUGUCAAGAAAAGGGUUUAAAUGGUGCCUCUGAAGAUCCAAGCAGAAUAUCAUACUGUAGGAAACCUGGUGGCACGAUGUAUAAUUUGUUCAUUUCUCAUGGAGACGACGCAUUUUGGCAAAUCGAAAAUGGGCAGGUGAUCCAGGAAAGCUUUGGAUACAGUCCUGAACUCAUCAUAAUGUCUUCAGUUAGAUGCCAGAAAUUGAACAGAGGAUACCGUUACUCUCCAUGGGCUGAUGGGAAAUCAACCCCUCAAGAUGUCACAGAUACCUGUGUUUUUAACCUUCCAGUAUGUUUUCUUGAUCAUAAAGAUACUAGAGAUAGGAUUAGCAGGGACCACAAGCGAUUUUCGCCGGGCAAAGCAUGUAAGAUGGAGGGCAUGCCAUUGAUUUAA
Messenger RNA from Melampsora larici-populina 98AG31, 1263 nucleotides. RefSeq lists its product as uncharacterized. The transcript is spliced from 10 exons. The record is from RefSeq and is a predicted model, not a curated record. Bases 1 to 1263 code for a protein of 420 amino acids. Lineage: Eukaryota; Fungi; Basidiomycota; Pucciniomycetes; Pucciniales; Melampsoraceae.